AAAAAAGUCAAAAAAUCAAAAAGGCAACUCACUUCCCAAACGGAGGCAUUGUAGCAUUUAAAGUUAAACAUGGAAAUUGUCAAACUGGGCCUGAGUUGGUUCAGUGCAGAAGCUGAAAGAGCAGAGCAGCAAUAAUAAUGAAAAUGAAAAAAAUUUCUCUGACUCCGACUCCGACUCCGACGUUCAAAUCGAAAAAGGACUCCGAACUACUACUACUUCUACUGAUACGCUCUUUAUAUCGUAUCUUCUUCUUGUUCUUUCUUCUUCUCAUCAUCAUGCAAAAAGAUUGCUUGAAGAUUUCCACACACUCUCUCAAAAACCUGUCUUCUUCUUCGUCUUCUGGAAAGGAGUAUAUUUCUACAUAUAUAUAUAUAUAUAGAUACAGAGAGAGAGUAGAGAGAGAUGCAGAGCUUCAAAAUCGAGGCAGCAGCAGCAGCAGCAGCUCCUUCACCUAAUUCUGAUAUGUACUCCUCCCAUUUCUACCAAAGAGGAGAUGAAUUUCCCCUAAACCAGACGCGUUUUGCUGAUAUUGGGGAUCUUCAACAUUCACAUGCUGGGUUUCAUCACCAACACCAACACCAACACCAACACCAACACCAUGCUGUUGAUUUAAGCCCAAGCUCCAUAUACAUUAUGAAGACAAGCAAUGUUGCUGCUCUUAUCUCUAAUAACUUCCAGUUCGGUGAACUCACCUCCUCGAAGAUUACUUCUUUGGAAUUUGGUUCAAUGGGAACAGGGGUGGACAUAGGAAAUUUGAUGCUGCAGCACAGGGGCACUGCUGCAAUGGUGGGUUUGGGAAAUGGGGAUUUUGAAAAUUGGGGUGAUUCUGGAAUGGCUGACAACAGCCAACACACUGACACUUCCACAGAUGUUGAUACUACUGAUGAUAAAUACCAGUCUCAUGGAGUUCAGCAUGGAGCACCUGUGGUCGUGGAUUCAAUGGAUCAAUCCAAGGGAAGAACUGGAGAUCAAAAGACACUUCGUCGACUAGUUCAGAAUCGAGAAGCUGCUCGGAAAAGUCGUCUAAGAAAGAAAGCAUAUGUUAAGCAGCUGGAGCAGAGUCGGCUGAAGCUUACGCAAUUGGAGCAGGAGCUUCAACAAGCACGACAACAGGGUAUUUUUGUUGCUACCGGAUUAUCUGGAGAUCAUAGUCACUCAAUAGUCGGUAAUGGGGCCUUGGCAUUUGACAUGGAUUAUGCACACUGGCUCAAUGAACAUCAGCGACUAAUCAAUGAUCUGAGAUCAGCUGUAAAUUCUCACACGGGUGAUAAUGAAUUGAGCCUUCUUGUUGAUGGAAUAAUGUCACAUUACGAUGAAAUAUUUAGGCUGAAAGGUGUUGGUGCAAAGUCUGAUGUAUUUCACAUGCUCUCUGGCAUGUGGAAAACUCCUGCCGAGAGGUGUUUCAUGUGGCUUGGAGGAUUUCGUUCAUCUGAACUUCUCAAGGUUAUUGAUUGUUUCACGAUUCUUGGGAACCAUCUUGAGCCUUUGACGGAUCAACAGUUGAUGGGCCUAUGUAAUCUGCAGCAAUCCUCCCAACAGGCCGAGGAUGCCUUGUCUCAAGGGAUGGAAGCUUUACAACAAUCCCUUGUUGAGACAUUGUCGUCCAACUGUCUCGGCCCUACUGGUUCUGGAAAUGUAGCUGAUUACAUGGGACAAAUGGCAAUUGCGAUGGGCAAGCUUGCCACACUUGAGAACUUCCUCCAUCAGGCUGACCUUCUGAGGCAACAAACUUUGCAACAAAUGCAUCGGAUUUUAACCACUAGUCAAGCAGCUCGUGCGCUUCUUGUCAUCACUGAUUACAUGUCACGUUUACGUGCCCUCAGUUCUUUAUGGUUGGCACGCCCCAAGGAUUGAGACACAUCUCUCCCUGAGUGCUUGUGGAUUCAAGCAAUGCUUUUAACAGAAUCAAUCAGAGUCAUUUCACCUCUAUUAGAAAAUAUUGAAAGCAAAUGUACCGCGAAGAUAACCCUUGGUAUAGGUAAGAUCUGCUCCACGGCUUGAAGAAAAAUUACAUUACGGUAUAUCUGAGAAGUAACCAUUGCAUAUUUAGUGGGUAGUUUCGAGAAAGUCAUUAAUACUAAGUCUAUGUUGUAAUUAAGGCAUGUCCUAUGUUUGACUGAUAGGUGUUAAAAUAGCGUUCUAAUGCAAUAUUAACCUUAUUUGGAUACUGCUAAUACUUUGAAUACUUGGUGCUUGUGGGCAAUACCAUUAAUUUCAAAUAUGAAUUCAAGUA
This is a messenger RNA of Camellia sinensis, 2233 nucleotides long. RefSeq names its product transcription factor TGA2.3. NCBI's taxonomy places the organism in Eukaryota, Viridiplantae, Streptophyta, Magnoliopsida, Ericales, Theaceae. Gene Ontology annotation, biological process: DNA-templated transcription; regulation of DNA-templated transcription. Gene Ontology annotation, molecular function: sequence-specific DNA binding; DNA-binding transcription factor activity. The record is from RefSeq and is a predicted model, not a curated record.